UGAAGUAGCAUCGAGGACUGCGGGCCACGUUGUUUUUUUUGUGGAAGAUGUGUUUUUAAUUUUCGGUCCCCUCGUCGGUGAAGGUAACGUCAACAACCGUCAGAUCGACUCUAUAACCCGGUGAAGUCUGGGAAGUCGCCGCAGGAGGGAGAGCUGUCCACCGGUCAUUUCAGCAGCUUGUAGUUUGUGACCCGCCAAAAGCCGCGGAGGCUCCGCGAGGAAGUGACCAUUUUGUACCGGGUCCGGCUUCGUCAACUGUUCAUAUUAUAGUUUAUCUGGUUGGUAAAGAAGAUGAGCGGAGGGUUUAACUUCGGGCAGACCACUGGAGGCUUCGCUUUCGGGGCUCCGAAGCCCGCAGCCGCCGCUGCCCCCGCUACGGGCGGCUUCGGGAUGCCGAGCUCCACACCUGUAGCCCCGGCAGGGGGCUUCUCCUUCGGGACCCCCGCCCAGCCCAACGCCAACAGUGCCGGCGGUUUCAGUUUCGGCACCCCGGCAAAGAGCACCCCGGCCGGGGGUGGAGGCUUCUCCUUUGGGACCCCCACCGCCAACGCGUUUGGUCUCGGCGCGACCCCUCAACCCACAGCGCAGGCACCGGGGAUGACCCUCGGCUCCGUGGCAGCUCCAGUCUCCAUGCAGGGGUUCCAGAUGGGCGGCGCGAUGUCCGCACAGACCAUGGCUGCCCCCCCAGCAGGAGGCGGCUUCUCCUUCGGGACUGCUCCUCAGGCUCAACCCCAACUCGCUGCACCGAUGGCAGCUCCAGCCCAAGCAGCUCCAGCCCAGGCAGCAGCAGCAGCAGCAGCGGCCGCAGCAGCAGGCGCCGCCGCCGCAGCAGCAGCAUCAGGUGGCCUCUCGUUUGGAAACUUCAGCUUUGGAGCUACAAAGGUCCAGGCGACCACGGCAGCAGCCCCCACUCUCCCCACAGGAGGAGGCUUCGGCUUCGGCACCACUGCUCCCUCCAACCUCACCAUGGGCGUCCAGCCACAGCCCGUCUCCAUCGCUGCAGCCCCAACACCUCAGGGUGGAGGCUUUGGCUUCGGGAUCAAACCUUCAUCAACCCCAGCUCCUCCUGCUUCCACCCAGCCAGCCCCAGCCGUAGGUCCCACUCUCUUCUCGAUGCCCUUCACUACAGUUGCUGCCUCUGCUCCUGCUGCUGCUGCUGCACCAGCUGCCGGCUUCAUGCAGAGUGCAGCUCCAACUUCACUAGCAAGCACCGCUCCUGCAAUAACCACAGCAGCUAGUGGAGGUCUGGCUUUUAUGCUCAAACCUCUGGGGGCAGCGACUGCCACCUUGACCCCUGCCUCUGUUCCUGCCUCUACUGCAGCUGCCCCAACAGGUGCUGCAGUCGCCUUCAGCCUGGGACUCAAACCUGCAUCUGGCAUGAGCACCAUCACAGCACCCACACCAAUCACCACGAUCACAGCUCCUCCGGUGAUGAGCUACGCCCAGCUGGAGGGUCUCAUUAACAAGUGGAGUCUCGAACUCGAGGACCAGGAGAGACAUUUCUUACAGCAGGCCACUCAGGUGAACGCCUGGGACCGAAUGCUGGUGGAGAACGGGGAGAAGAUCACAUCCCUGCACAAGGAGAUGGAGAAGGUGAAGCUCGACCAGAGGAGGCUAAACCAGGAGCUGGAUUUCAUCCUGUCCCAGCAGAAGGAGCUGGAGGACGUGCUGUGCCCACUCGAGGAGUCUGUGAAAGAGCAGAGCGGAACCAUCUACAUGCAGAACGCCGACGAGGAGCGGGAAAGAACGUACAAGCUGGCAGAGAACGUGGACGCCCAGCUGAAGAGGAUGUCGCAGGACCUGAAGGAGAUCAUCGAGCACCUCAACACAUCCAGCGGCCCUGCAGACACCAGUGAUCCACUUCAGCAGAUCUGUAAAAUUCUCAACGCCCACAUGGAUUCUCUUCAGUGGAUCGAUCAGAAUUCGGUGCUCCUGCACAGACGGGUGGAGGAAGUGUCCAAACUGUGCGAUAACCAGCGCAAGGAGCAGGAGAAAACCUUUCGUUUAACGUUUGACUGAUGGGGAAAAAAACAGCCUCUAUAUUGACAAUGUUCCAACUUCACUUGUCAUAAACAAGGAUGUUCUUAAGGCAUGAUGUUUUUGAUUUGCCUUCAUCAUAGUUCCUGUUAAACUGCUUUUCCCUUCUUUUGGUUGACCUUAAGAUAUUACAUAUUUUCAAGAUAUUCUCAAUGCAUAAGGUUUUUAUAUAGAAUUGUGGGAGUAAUUGUUUCUUCCCAUCUAAAUGCUUUCUGUGCUCUAAAAAAGAAUGAUUAAAUAAACCUUUAGAUUAACGCUUUGUUUUAUUGGGUAGUAAAAUACGAGCACUUCUUCCAUUUGGUUCAGUGGCAGUCGUUUAAUCACAGAGGGAAACAUGUGCACUUAAAUCUCCCUGUAUGAUACAAAUUAUAUUAACCUUGAUUUGAGGAUGUUAAUUGAGGCUAUAUGACAUUGUGAGAGGUAGUUUUGUAAAUUUCUGUCAAGUCGAUUCAUGGUACAAAAUCAGUAAACCAGUGGCAUCCCUGGUUUUUACAUCAUCUAAACUAAUUUAAUGCAAUUCAACAGUAGUGACCAGUUUUUUAGAGAAUUUAUUGACAGUUGAAAACACUAUAGACAAGUAUGAAUUUGAAUUUAAUCUGUUAACAACAAAACAUUGCUUUCCACCAGCUUCCCUUUGGAUUCCUUACAUGCAAUUUAAAAAUAAACAUACUUUUAAUUAAUCAGUGAUGAGCUACAACACAGUGGAUGCUACCUGAAAGCCACAAGAGGAGGUGAGAAACAACCUCUACUUGAAUUAAGUCAGUCAUGGUCACUUGUAUGCUGUUGAUUACUGACUUGAUGAUGUACCUAAAUGUCAAAAGACAAGAGAUGUACAAUUUUUUGGUAAAUUCGCUGGAUAAAAGGCAAAUUUAAGCAUACCCUGAUUUACAUUCACAUUACAGAGCGAGCUGUACCUUCCUUGCAUAGAGGUUAAGACAGUACAACUUCAUCAAAAACAACAGUAAACUAAGACUACAAAACUCUU
Limanda limanda (common dab) is the source of this 3022-nucleotide messenger RNA. RefSeq names its product nucleoporin 62 like (gene nup62l). The record is from RefSeq and is a predicted model, not a curated record. Lineage: Eukaryota; Metazoa; Chordata; Actinopteri; Pleuronectiformes; Pleuronectidae. Bases 292 to 2019 code for a protein of 575 amino acids. The transcript has 2 exons. Gene Ontology annotation, molecular function: structural constituent of nuclear pore; phospholipid binding. Gene Ontology annotation, biological process: RNA export from nucleus; protein import into nucleus. Gene Ontology annotation, cellular component: nuclear pore; nuclear pore central transport channel.